AUGCUGGCCGUAUCGGUAUUGGUGCUCAAAUGGUUGGUUUGGCGCAAGGAUGCUUAUGAUGCCACCAUACCCUAUCUCCAAGAACGAAAACAGUUUGGAACACGGAUUAUAGACUUCCAGGGUAUGCAACAUCAAAUUGCACAAACUGCGGUAGAGAUCGAAGCGGCACGAUUGCUGGUUUAUAACGCUGCAAGGAUGAAGGAGAACAACAUACCGUUCGUUAAGCAGGCCGCUAUGGCGAAGCUGUAUUCAUCGCAGGUAGCAUCAUCAACCACUUCAAAAUGCAUAGAAUGGCACGGUGGAGUGGGUUUCACGAAAGAGUAUCCCGUGGAGAAAUUCUAUAGAGAUGCCAAAGCAGGUACCAUCUACGAAGGCACAUCGAAUGUUCAGUUAAAUACGAUCGCCAAGCUGAUUGAUGCCGAGUAUAAGGGCCUCGUUUAG
Molecule: messenger RNA, 441 nt
Organism: Ostertagia ostertagi
Lineage: Eukaryota; Metazoa; Nematoda; Chromadorea; Rhabditida; Trichostrongylidae
Source: the annotation of a GenBank genome assembly